Messenger RNA from Phytomonas sp. EM1, 2054 nucleotides. The record is from the annotation of a GenBank genome assembly. NCBI's taxonomy places the organism in Eukaryota, Euglenozoa, Kinetoplastea, Trypanosomatida, Trypanosomatidae.
GUCUAAUAUAUCGUCAGAAAGGAACCAUCACCACCACAAUUACAAUAGUAAUCAAAACUAGAUCGUUAUCACAUUAUUAAAAGCACCGUGAUAUGUCGAACAAGGGUGGCUCAAAUCGCGUCAAAUUAGAGAUUGCCUUUGCGACAUUCCACAACGAUGACCUUUUUAUCGGCAACAUCCUCGAGCCUAAGAGCGCAACCCCGUCGUUCGCACUUACCACCGGCUGCUUUCCGCAUGAGAUUGUCUUCAACACCUGUGCGAGCAAAGCGGACAUUUCUUCUAUCCGCUUUGUGCUUCAGGAUGCAAAGGAUAUCGUCCUAGAGGGCAGCACCCAGAGACUCGGGCCCUUUACUACCCUUCUGGCGCACACGAUGGAGCGCGGCGCCCUGAUAGAAUGCAAGCCUAAACGCCAAACUGAUGAGACACACAAUUUGAGCUCAAGUCUCAGCAGCAAAAAGCUGACUUCGAACGGGGAAACUCAGGAUGGAGUGGUGAUUUACGGCACCCAGACGGAGACGGUGGAUCUCGACCCUCAUACUAAUGGUAAGGAUAUUCAAAGGUUAAGGCUGCGCAUCCUUUCGGGAUACUCAGAUUUUGUCGGGAUUUUUCAGUUUGAGGCGUGGGGAGAGGAGUCGGAACAGCGUAUGGCAGUGGUCGAGAGGAAGCCGGAGUACACCCUGUAAAAAAGUAGAACAGAAAGUGGAAAUUAUGAAAGAGGAGGGCGGCAAAGCGCAGUAAGCGGGGUAGGGGUUGUCUGAUGUGAUGGAAACGCAAGGCUGCGUUUGUUCACAAACCGAACAACAAGAGCAUUCGAGACACAGAGGGUCUUUUUUUUCCCCAACGGACUUUUGGAGCCAUUGUGGGAAUAUAUUUUAUUCUCUUGGUGAUGGAAAUGUUUACCCACAUAUUCAUUCUUCAGAUAAUGCAAAUUUUUAAAAGAAGGUAAAAAUAUGUAGAGCUCCUUUUCCUUUUUUUUUUUGGAGGGGGGGGGGGGAGGAAGCACCUUCUUUUACAUGUGGCAUUACAUUUUCGUUUCAUCUGUAUCGACUCUUGACUUCUCCCUUGUGUUUCACACAUGUCUCUUCUCCUGCUGCUCUACUGAUCAGAAUUCAUUUUAUCCAUUUUUUCGCUUUCUUAGUAUUUUUAAGAAAACAGGUUACUUUCUCCCUUCCGGAAGGAAAUUUACCGGCUAGACAGCAAGUCGUUCCAUCACAGGAGGUUUUCCUUAAUAAAUAAUACACACUCAUCAACUCUAUAAUAACCACCAUCGUAUUAGCCCCUAAAGCAAAUUUAUUAACCAACUAGUCAUGACCUCAAUCCUUGACCCGCAGCCGCCGAUGGAUGCGACUCAGAAGAUGCUGGCGCUUGCCAGGGAUAGCACCCUCUCCACGGCGCUCAUUAAUGCCGGCGGCGGCUACGUCAUGGGGUACGGCUUCUCCCUCUUUGGAUCGAUGAUUAGCGCGGAGACUUCGACGCAGAGCAUGGGUACGGCGGAUUUCUUCCGUCACAGCCUGCGCAACGCGGGGAAACUGGGCCGCAGCUUCGCUUUUUUCGGUUUUCUAUUUGGUGGUAUCGAAGUGGCUCUGGAGAAGCGCCGUGGGCGGAAAGAUCAGUGGAACCCAACGCUGUCAGGUGGGCUUAUCGGUGGCGGCUAUGGAUGGCGCUCGUAUAAAUACCCGGGCCUUGUUGCGGGCAUCGCUGGUGGUGCGGCUCUUUCAUUGGUGUUUGAGAAGAUGAUAGACUGGAUGGGGUUUGCGCAAAGGUAAGAAAGACGACAGGAGAAUACUGUAUACCUUACUUUUUUUUGCGACAUUGAAUGGAGGGCUGAUGACGAAGCCUUUUUCUAGCGCCGCUUUUCCUCACCAGUCAAAUCCUUAUCCCUAAUUUCGGAGGGGGGACGCCAAGGUGCGUUAUCGAGGUGUCUUUUGUACGGUCGCAGUGACUCAUCCGAUUCACAAAAUACUUUUACUUUUUUGGCUGUGGUGAUGAUAAUAAUUAAAAAAGAUAUCGGUUCACUCUUUGUUAUCAUGAUAAGCUCAUUCUAGAGAUGGUAG